Aspergillus aculeatus ATCC 16872 is the source of this 1647-nucleotide messenger RNA. It is a transcript of the gene cp3, whose product is annotated as carboxypeptidase C PRC1. Gene Ontology annotation, biological process: proteolysis. The transcript has 2 exons. Gene Ontology annotation, cellular component: fungal-type vacuole. NCBI's taxonomy places the organism in Eukaryota, Fungi, Ascomycota, Eurotiomycetes, Eurotiales, Aspergillaceae. Gene Ontology annotation, molecular function: serine-type carboxypeptidase activity. The record is from RefSeq and is a predicted model, not a curated record. Bases 1 to 1647 code for a protein of 548 amino acids.
AUGAGAGUCCUUCCAGCUUCUUUGCUGGUCGGAGCGGCUACUGCUGCCGUCUCCUCUCCCUUCCAGCAGGUUCUUGGAGACGUCAAGUCGAACCUCAAGUCGACCGUCGAGAGCUCCUCCGAGCCUCUGCACGCUUUCAAGGAGCAACUGAAGACUCUUUCUGAUGAUGCUCGUAAGCUCUGGGAGGAAGUUGCCAGCACCUUCCCCGAGAGCAUGGACCAGAACCCUCUUUUCUCUCUGCCCAAGAAGCACAACCGUCGUCCCGACUCUCACUGGGACCACGUCGUUCGUGGUGCCGAUGUCCAGGACGUCUGGGUUACUGGUGCCAACGGCGAGAAGGAGCGGGAGAUCGAUGGCCGUCUGGAGGCCUACGAUCUCAGGGUCAAGAAGACCGAUCCUAGCUCCCUCAACAUUGACCCUAAUGUCAAGCAAUACACCGGUUAUCUUGAUGAUAACGAGAAUGAUAAGCACUUGUUCUACUGGUUCUUCGAAUCUCGCAACGAUCCCGCCAACGACCCCGUUGUCUUGUGGUUGAACGGAGGCCCCGGCUGUUCAUCUCUGACCGGUCUCUUUAUGGAGCUUGGACCCAGCAGCAUUGAUGAGAACAUCAAGCCCAUCUACAAUGAUUUCUCUUGGAACUCAAAUGCCUCUGUCAUCUUCCUUGACCAGCCCGUCAACGUGGGUUACUCCUACAGUGGCUCUGCUGUCAGUGACACUGUUGCCGCUGGCAAGGACGUCUAUGCUCUGCUUUCUCUCUUCUUCAAGCAGUUCCCCGAAUACGCCAAGCAAGACUUCCACAUUGCUGGCGAGUCUUACGCUGGUCACUACAUCCCUGUCUUUGCCUCUGAGAUCCUCUCCCACAAGAAGCGCAACAUCAAUCUCAAGUCUGUGCUGAUUGGCAACGGUCUCACCGAUGGCUUGACUCAGUACGAGUACUACCGCCCCAUGGCUUGCGGUGAUGGUGGUUACCCUGCUGUCCUGGACGAGGCCUCCUGCCAGUCCAUGGACAACGCCCUGCCCCGCUGCCUGUCCAUGAUUGAGUCCUGCUACAGCUCUGAGAGCGCAUGGGUCUGCGUUCCUGCCUCGAUUUACUGCAACAACGCCCUCCUGGCCCCUUACCAGCGCACGGGACAGAAUGUCUACGAUGUCCGUGGCAAGUGCGAGGACGACUCCAACCUCUGCUACAAGGGUCUGGGAUACGUCAGCGACUACCUGAACAAGCCCGAAGUCAUUGAGGCUGUCGGUGCUGAGGUUGGCGGCUAUGACUCCUGCAACUUCGACAUCAACCGCAACUUCCUCUUCCACGGUGACUGGAUGAAGCCCUACCACCGUCUGGUUCCGGGUCUGCUCGAGCAGAUCCCCGUCUUGAUCUAUGCCGGUGACGCCGACUUCAUCUGCAACUGGCUCGGCAACAAGGCCUGGACCGAGGCUCUCGAGUGGCCCGGCCAGAAGGAGUACGCCUCCCUUCCCUUGGAGGAUCUCAAGAUCGUCGACAACGAGCACAAGGGCAAGAAGGUGGGUCAGGUCAAGUCCCACGGCAACUUCACCUUCAUGCGCCUUUACGGCGGUGGCCACAUGGUCCCCAUGGACCAGCCCGAGUCCAGCCUGGAGUUCUUCAACCGCUGGUUGGGCGGUGAAUGGUUCUAG